Messenger RNA from Schistosoma haematobium, 1331 nucleotides. RefSeq lists its product as uncharacterized. The record is from RefSeq and is a predicted model, not a curated record. Gene Ontology annotation, molecular function: kinase regulator activity; protein kinase A binding. Gene Ontology annotation, biological process: regulation of canonical Wnt signaling pathway. The transcript has 5 exons. Gene Ontology annotation, cellular component: cytoplasm. The coding region runs from base 403 to 882 and encodes 159 amino acids. Lineage: Eukaryota; Metazoa; Platyhelminthes; Trematoda; Strigeidida; Schistosomatidae.
GUGAGUAUGAAUUCGCUCCCUGUUAGAUCCAAAAUAUUGACUUCUUCCGUACUCUUCAGUCUAAACAACUCAAAAAAGAAUUAUUCCCAAGGAUUUAUCAGUUCUCGUUUAAUUUUUGAAUUUCAGAGACACAACCUUCCUUUAAAUACCUGGAUAUACUGUCACACUUACUAAAUGCCAGCAAUCAUUUCAUGACGAAGGAUCUAGAGAGUUCUUUAAUACCUUAAGAGCCCUGUGAAAAAACAAGUAGAGCAAGGACAUAAAAACGUUCCUUUCAAUAGUAGGUUAGCCAGAACUGCCAAGUCUCAUCACUGCUCUGUUAUCCUUUUUCAACGACCUCCUGGGAACAGUUGUAAAGGGGUUUUGUGGCGAUGGUGGUCUAGAUGGGUUAGCUGGGCAGGAAUGACAACUGCAACUAAAAAGACUUUUGGAUCAGUUGGUUGUGUACACAGUGCCGAUAAUCAUGAAGAUGUGAAAUUAUGUUCCAUUGAGGCUAAGGCUGCCAUAGCUGAAGUGGGGUUUGGUGUGAAAGAAAUAUGCUUAGCAUCCGAUUCUCUUCCAUUUACGGACACAUUAGCGUACUUGAAUCUAACUACAUUGGAGGGGGAGAAAAUGUGUGUUGAAAUUAGUGUCAAAGGAUUUUGUCCUGUUGGUUCGUCUUAUGAUGAAGUCAGAAAACAGUCAGUUGAUGAUUCCUAUUCUGAUAUACACUCUGUAGACUAUGGAGAUUAUUAUGAAACAAUCUACGCUCUGUUAUCUGUUCGAAGCCCAUUAUUUCGACAUGGCUUUUCAGAAAAGUUAAGUAAUCGACUCCAGGAAUUGAAUGAGAAACAGACCGAAACUACUACUUGUGAGGAUAGUAAACAAUACAUUAAGUUGUAAUUAAGGAAGUGGAUGCUUACAAUGAAACCAAACAAAGAAUUGCUAUUGUUCUGGAUUUGUGUGUUUUUCACGUCAUAUAUGUCAAAACGAAUUAAAUGUUGUGAAAUUUGCAACUUUUGGAAUUGUCUUAUGAAGAAUUAUUGUUUGCAUUUUAAUUGUAUAAUUAUUAUAAACUUAAAUUAUUAUAAUCUUAUAUUGCCCUAUUUACCAGCUUUCGUUUGUUGUAUAAAUUGUUGUUCUACUGUAUUGUUAAUUAAUUACUGACUUAUUACUUAGUUUUUCUGUCACUUUUGGCGUAAUUAUGCUCAUAUUGUAUUUCCCCAUUUAUAAAAAGAGGAAGAUAAUAAAGAAAAUUAAUGUGUAUGAAAUUUGCUAUUUAUGUUGGUGUGCUUUAUUGUAUGAACUUUGAGUCAUAUGGAUAACUGUAAAAUAUAGAGAUAAGUGCUAAA